This is a messenger RNA of Corticium candelabrum, 1428 nucleotides long. RefSeq lists its product as uncharacterized. The coding region runs from base 7 to 1404 and encodes 465 amino acids. Lineage: Eukaryota; Metazoa; Porifera; Homoscleromorpha; Homosclerophorida; Plakinidae. The record is from RefSeq and is a predicted model, not a curated record. The transcript has a single exon.
AUUAAAAUGUCCAAAUCCAGCUGUUUAGGUCUUAGUUUUAAACCCAAAUUCCAUCUUCGUGAUCCUUCUGUUUCAAUUUCUAAUGAGUCUGUUCCCUUUCUUGGUUCUGAGUCUUUCCUUUUCCUUGGAAUGCCAAUUAAUGGAAACUUGUCCGAUGAUAAUUUCAAAUCCUCUCUAAUAAGCAAGGCAAAGACUUUGAUGGAGAAAUUGGACAAUUGCCCUGUUAGUUGUCGGUGGAAACUAAAAUUAUACCAAAAUGGAAUCUUCCCAAGAUUGUCGUGGUACCUGUCUCUACUUCCUCUUUCACCAAGCUGGCUGCAAUCUGAAUUAGAUAGAAUUGUUACAUCUUACCUCAAGAAAUGGUGUAAACUUCGUCGCUCGGCCUGUACUGCCAUCUUCUACCUCCUCCCACAAAAUGCUGGUCUUGGCUUACCCCGUUUGUCUACGUCUUCCAUCUCCCUCCAGUCUUCAAAAUCUGCCCGUCUCUUAUCCUCACAUGACAACUGUGUCCGCUCUUUGGCCACCAGUCAAGCAUAUAAUAAAUCGUAUAGCAACAGAUUCUCUGCUUUUAGAGAAGCAGCAAAGUCACUAUCUGAAACACCAGGUGCUUCUGCAGCAAAAUUGAGUGACAUCACCAAAUCAAGACUAAAGGAGGAACACCAAAAACAACUUCUUGCAAGAACUAAGAAUCUACAUGUCCAGGGAUCCAUCUUCCGUCUAGAGAACUGUUCAUCUGACGUCUGGGCAAAUGUUGUCUCUUGUCUUCCCGGUCAUCAACUCUCUUUUGUCCUCAAUGCCGUUUCUGAUACCCUCCCUUCAAAUGCUAAUCUUGUCCUAUGGAGUAAACGUUCUUGUGAUAAAUGUCCUCUAUGUCAUCAACGUCAAACCCUUCUUCACGUUCUCAAUAAUUGCUCAGUCCUCUUACAAUGUCGUCAUUACAAUCAACGUCACGACUCUGUUCUCAGUCUUCUCUAUAAUGCGGCUAUUAACCAUCUACCACAUCAAUUCAACAUCUUUGCUGAUUUAAAAGACUGUGAAGUAAAGUUUCCGUCUGACAUCAUUCCUACUGCACAAAGGCCUGACAUGUUGAUUUGGAAUAAUCAUACGCUCAAAUUUUAUGUCAUAGAACUAACAAUCCCUUUCGAAACAAACUUUUUUGAUGCAAAUAAAAGAAAAUCAGAACGGUAUACAGACUUCAUGAUGACCAUCAAAUCAAAAGGCUUCACCUGUAAGCAACUAAAUAUUCAAAUAGGAUCUAGAGGCUUUAUUGAUACUCCAAGUCUUCUUCCCUUCCUUGAUGUCAUCUCUAUUCCUCCUCACAAUCAACGUCAACUAUUAUCAUCAAUCGUAAAGGUGACAAUUGAAGAAUCUUUUAAAAUAUGGUUAGCCAGAAACAAUAUCUAGUUCUGUUUAUCCUAGUUUAGUUAU